AUGUGUCAGCCCGGCAUCACCGAGAAGAAGUUGGACGUGUCUGAGACCUCAUUUGUGCCCGAGAUUGAGCAGGCUGGAGGGGUGAGCUUGGAGAGCCAGAGCGUCACAGUGUCCCUCCUUAGCGGACGGUCAGUCCAAGUUCCCGUGACAGCCAGCACGUCACUUGGUACAAUUAGAGUGGAGGCGGCUCGCUUGUUGGGUGUCUGCGCUGCGAAGUUGGUACAUGCAGAUGGCUCGUCGCUUGAUGAGCGGCAGACCCUGGCAGAUGCAGGCCUCGAUUUGGGGCAGCCGCUACAAGCUCUGGUGCGCACAACCAUCGAGGUGGGAGACUUUGUGAAAGUCAAAGACGGAGUGACGCCAGCCUUUGGUUGGGGUUCUGUCCAGCCUGACCACUGGGGCAAAGUUGCCGGCAUCACAGGCGACAAUUGCACUGUCCACUUUCCACGUCAUUCAGGAUGGAGUGGAAAACUCGAUGAGAUGGAACUGAUUCCGACUUAUCGGCCAGAGCCGCCGGUGAGCGAGCAACCACAGGUGAGCACAAUCGAUGUUGGGUACCUACUGAAAGUCCGAAUGGGAGUGACACCGUCCUAUGGCUGGGGCGGGACCAUGUACGGCGAUGUUGGGACAGUUGUCGCCGUAAGUGGCGAGAACGUCACCGUCAACUUUGCAAGCCAGUCAGGAUGGAAAACUAAACCCUAA
Messenger RNA from Symbiodinium necroappetens, 699 nucleotides. The record is from the annotation of a GenBank genome assembly. NCBI's taxonomy places the organism in Eukaryota, Dinophyceae, Suessiales, Symbiodiniaceae.